Coregonus sp. 'balchen' is the source of this 10708-nucleotide messenger RNA. Lineage: Eukaryota; Metazoa; Chordata; Actinopteri; Salmoniformes; Salmonidae. The record is from the annotation of a GenBank genome assembly.
AUUUUCGUUACUCCUGACUUGCGGCAUGUUUUUCAAAACGGCGUAGCUAAAUUAGCUAGUAGACGAUGAAUUAAGCUAAUUAUAUGUUUGUAUCACAAUGUCAACACACUCAAGCUUCUAUCGGUUACAUCUUUAAAGUAGAAGGAAUCUUCUGAUAUUGUUGUCUGCCGCAAUGGAAAGUGAUAUUUUAGAUGCGCUGGAACAAGUCGGGUAAGCAAGUCAGCACAACAACAACACCACUGAUGAUGCUGCUCGGUUAGGGUUAAGGUAGCAUGGGUGUUGACAACAUAACAGUGUUGGGGAGUAGUGAACUACAUGUAGUUCAACUAGUAAUUUAAUUACAUUUGCAGUAUCUUGGUGGUAGUUUAACUAAAUUCAAAUAUAGGUAGCUAGCUAACUUUAGUGUUUCAAUUACUUUUUUUGCCAUGUAGCGGUGUAGCUAGCUAACUUCUGGAACUGCACGCUACUUUUUUGUGCAAAAAUAAAAUCUGGGUGAAUUAGGCAAUCAUUUCCUUUCUCUUUCGGCAUCAGACCGGCCCAAUUCUCACUUCAAACAUAGUUUUUGUGUUUAAAUGGGCUGAAUAGAGCCCCACAGUGGAGGAAUAAUAAUACCCAUAAAACCUAGCGGUCAAACAGGCAAAUGGAUCCAAUUGUUUAUUUGUUUUUGGUUCCAAUUGUUUUUCCACCAUACAUUUUUCCCAUAGGGGAUUUUAGUAAAAACUUUAAAUAAGGGCUGUGUUUUGUGUAGGCGUACCCUGGCGUGACGUUUUGAUAACCAUGUACAUGUCUCUCGGACAAGGUGACUUUUAUCAAUAUAUUCGGCUCUAUUAACUCUGAUUCGAAAAUGCUAAUUAGCAUGAAAGUAGACCAUGCAAAACUACAAAUCCCUGCAAGCUCCCUCACGUCAUCUUUAGCAGACACCUUUGCUAACAGGUAUUGUGUCAGUUCACAGAAUUGUCAAUUUAAAGAGAUGUUGCCAAUUUAUUCAUUACUACAUUUAGCUAACAUUAGUUAAUCCAGAGAUUCUUACAUUUGCCUAGAUUCUGCAGUCUAGUCCAUAUCAUCAUGGCAUUUGUAGUUCUAUAUGAUAGUGACAUUAGCAGUUAAUUAGCAUUUCAUUUUGGGGGGGUAAAUACAGGUGAAUAUAUUGAUAAAAGUCACCUUGUCCUAGAGAGAUUUACACGGUUAUCAAAACGUCACGCAAGGGUAAGCCUACACGAAACACAGCCCUUAUUUAUAAAAAUUAAUGGUGAAAAAACGAUUGGAACCAUUUCCCUGUUUGACCGCUAGGUUUGAUGUGUAUUAUGACUCAUACUGUGGUACUCUAUUACACUUUCUGUUAACAUAUGACCCCAAAGUGUUUUUGAUUUACAUAUGAUAAUUUUUCACUAAGUAGUUUGGAUGUAGUGAACUACUUUUUCAUAGUAGCUUUAGUUAAGUAAAUUAUAUUUACUAUAGCUUUAGUGUAGCUUAACUUCGUCCAGUGUGAAGUAAUUGGUAGCUUGGUAAACUAUAUUUUCAGAGUAGCUUCCCCAACACUGCAAUAUACACUGAACAAAACUAUAAACGCAACAUGUAAAGUGUUGGUCCCAUCUUUCAUGAGCUGAAAUAAAAGAUCCCAGAAAUGUUCCAUAUGCACGAAAAGCUUAUUUCUCUGAAAUGUUCUGCACAAAUGUGUUUACAUCCCUGUUAAGGAGCAUUUCUCCUUUGCCAAGAUAAUCCAUCCACCUGACAGGUGUGGCAUAUCAAGAAGCUGAUUAAACAGCAUGAUCAUUACACAGGUGCACCUUGUGCUGGGGACAAUAAAAGGCCACUCUAAAAUGUGCAGUUUUGUCACACAACACAAUGCCACAGAUGUCUCAAGUUUUGAGGGAGUGUGCAAUUGGCAUGCUGACUGCAGGAAUGUCCACCAGAGCUGUUGCCAGAGAAUUGAAUGUUCAUUUCUCUACCAUAAGCUAACUCCAAUGUUGUUUUAGAGAAUUUGGCAGUACGUCCAACCGGCCUCAUAACCGCAGACCACGUGUAUGGCGUCGUGUGGUUGAGCGGUUUGCUGAUAUCAACGUUGUGAACAGAGUGCCCUGUCGUGGCGGUGGGGUUAUGGUAUGGGCAGGCAUGAACUACAGACAACAAACACAAUUGCAUUUUAUCGAUGGCAAUUUGAAUGCACAAAAAUACAGUGACGAGAUCCUGUGACCCAUUUUGAGGCCCAUUUUCUUUAAGGUAUCUGUGACCAACAGAUGCAUAUCUGUACUCCCAGUCGUGAAAGCCAUAGAUUAGGGCCUAAUGAAAAUAUUUCAAUUGACAUUUCCUCAUAUGAACUGUAACUCUGGAAAAUAAAGGAAAUGGUUGUAUUUUAUAUUUCUGUUCAGUAUACUUAGCUAGUGUAGUCGUUCUAGACAGCGGUAUAAAAAUAUUAUGGACUUUGCUUAUUCCCUCGCAAAUGCAUCCAUGCAACAUCCAAGUGCUAUCAUAGCUAUGAUUCUAUGCUAGCGUACAGCUAGAUAAUUUUGUUGUUUGUUGGUGCGCAGGUAUGACGGACCUCUGCAGAAUGAGGAGACGCUUGUCAGAGCAUGUGAAGGUGGACUGUCAUCACCUGAGUAUGUCAACCUAUGCAUGUGGUUAGCAUCCCGUCUGAAACCGUUAUGUGAUCUGGAAGAGAGCAUUACGUCAGGUUCAGGUGAGCCAAAAGACAUCACCUCUCACUGUCCCAUUUGAUCGACAUUUGUUUUGUUAAAUCAGAUACUAUUGCUAUGUUAAUUCUGAAACGUGUGUUUAGGUGACACUGAUGGCCUUCAGUUUGAGAUGAGUGGCAUGCUGAAGGAGUUGCAGUGCCCCUAUCAAGGCCUUGUCUCCGGGAUUCUACAGGGAGGGCUGCAGAAUAAUAAAGAAUAUCUAAAGCUAGCAUGUAAGUAUUGAAUUUGCCAUCUGUCCAGAAUACUGGCCUGAGUACCAUCAUGUUAUGAUACCCUUUUUGGUAUGUUGCGGCUCUGUAAUAGUUCAGACAAAUGUUAUUGGUCGCAUACACAUAUUUAGCAGAUGUUAUUGCGGGUGUAGCGAAAUGCUUGUGUUCCUAGCUCCAAAAGUGCAGUAGUAUCUUAACAAUUCACAACAAUACACACAAAUCUAAAAGUAAAACAAUGGAAUGAAGAAAUAUACAGUACCAGUCAAAAGUUUGGAUACACCUACUCAUUCAAGGGUUUUUCUUUAUUUUUACUAUUUUCUACAUUCUAGAAUAAUAGUGAAGACAUCAAAACAAUGAAAUAACACAUAUGGAAUCAUGUAGUAACGAAAAUGUGUUCAACAAAUCAAAAUAUAUUUUAGAUUCUUCAAAGUGGCCACCCUUUGCCUUGAUGACAGCUUUGCACACUCUUGGCAUUCUCUCAACCAGCUUCACCUGGAAUGCUUUUCCAACAAUUUUGAAGGAGUUCCCAGAUAUGCUGAGCACUUGUUGGCUGCUUUUCCUUCACUCUGCGGUCCAACUCAUCCCAAACCAUCUCAAUUGGGCUGAGGACGGGUGAUUGUGGAGGCCAGGUCAUCUGAUGUAGCACUCCAUCACUCUCCUUGGUCAAAUAGCCCUUAAACAGCCUGGAGGUGGGUUUUGGGUCAUUGUCCUGUUGAAAAACAAAUGAUAGUCCCACUAAGCGCAAACCAGAUGGGAUGGCGUAUCGCUGCAGAAUGCUGUGGUAGCCAUGCUGGUUAAGUGUGCCUUGAAUUCUAAAUAAAUCACCAACAGUGUCACCAGCAACGCACCAUCACACCUCCUCCUCCAUGCUUCACGGUGGGAACCACACAUGCGGAGAUCAUCCGUUCACCUACUCUGCAUUUCAUAAAGACACGGCGGUUGGAUCCAAAAAUCGCAAAUUUUGACUCAUCAGACCGAAGGACAGAUUUCCACUGGUCUAAUGUCCAUUGCUCGUGUUUCUUGGCCCAAGCAAGUCUCUUCUUGUUAUUGGUGUUCUUUAGUAGUGGUUUCUUUGCAGCAAUUUGACCAUGAAGGCCUGAUUCACGCAGUCUCCUCUGAACAGUUGAUGUUGAGAUGUAUCUGUUACUUGAACUCUGUGAAGCAUUUAUUUGGGCUGCAAUCUGAGGUGCAGUUAUUCUAAUGAACUUAUCCUCUGGAGCAUAUGUAACUCUGGGUCUUCCUUUCCUGUGGCGGUCCUCAUGAGAGCCAGUUUCAUCAUAGCGCUUGAUGGUUUUUGCAGCUGCACUUGAAGAAACUUUCAAAGUUCUUGAAAUGUUCCGCAUUGACUGACCUUCAUGUCUUUAAGUAAUGAUGGACUGUCAUUUCUCUUUGCUUAUUUGAGCUGUUCUUGCCAUAAUAUGGACUUGGUAUUUUACCAAAUAGUGCUAUCUUCUGUACACAACCCCUACCUUGUCACAACACAACUGAUUGGCUCAAACGCAUUAAUUUGUGGAAUUUCUUUCCUUCUUAACUUUUAAGAAGGCACACCUGUUAAUUGAAAUGCAUUCCAGGUGACUACCUCGUGAAGCUUGUUGAGAGAAUACCAAGAGUGUGCAAAGCUGUCAUCAAGGCAAAGGGUGGCUACUUUGAAGAAUCUCAAAUAUAACAUAUAUUUGGAUUUGUUUAACACUUUUUUGGUUACUACAUGACUCCAUAUGUGUUAUUUCAUAGUUUUGAUGUCUUCACUAUUAUUCUACAAUAUAGAAAAUAGUAAAAAAUAAAGACAAACCCUGGAAUGAGUAGGUGUCCAAACUUUUGACCGGUACUGUAUAAAUAUUAGGACGAGCAAUAUCAGUGGCAUUGACUAGAGUACAGUAGAAUACAGUAUAUACAUAUGAAAUGAGUAAACAGUAUUUAAAUAUUAUUAAAGUGACCAGUAAUUCCAUGUUUAUGUACAUAGGGCAGCAGCCUCUAAAGUGCAGGGUUGAGUAACCGGUUAGUAGCAGGCUAGUGACAGUGACUAAGGGCAGGGUACUGGGUGGAGGCCGGCUAGUGAUGGCUAUUUAACAGUCUCUCGGUCCCAACAGAAGCAGUUUUUCAGUCUCUUGGUCCCAGCUUUGAUGCACCUGUGCUGACCUCGCCUUCUAGAUGAUAGCGGGGUGAACAGUCCGUAGCUCGGGUGGUUUAUGUCUUGAGUUUUCAUUUUGCAUUUGCAUUUUUUACCUGUGGCUCCUAUCUUUAUUCUGCAGUGUUUUUAUGCUCCGAGCUACAAGCUGCGCAGAUAGUAAAGAGACGACCUGCUGAGGACAAAGAACACAAAGACAGAAACGAUCUCCAGGCAAUCUGUGAAACACUGAAGCUCCCAGAGCCAAGAGAGCAUGGAGUAGCAGAGCUGUUCUCUGGGAUAGGGAAAAAGGUGUGUUCACUUCCUCUCUUAGCUCAGAAGGUCUGGUAUACCAAAGCUGCAAAAACGUCCUUAAUUAACCCAAUAGGCCUCCUGUAGCUCAGUUGGUAGAGCAUGGUGCUUGCAAUGCCAGGGUUGUGGGUUUGAUUCCCACGGGGGGGCAGUAUGAAAAACGUGUGCACUCACUAACUGUAAGUCGCUCUGGAUAAGAGCGUCUGCUAAAAUGACAAAAAUAAUAAGUCUGUGAGAAAGUCCUGAAUGCAUAGCCAUCGAUUUUAUCAUUGUCUUUGUAUUCAAUGGAUGCAUUGUAUUGUAUCCUGUAGUGCCUUCAGAAAGUAUUUUUCCACAUUUUGUUGUGUUACAGCCUGAAUUUAAAAUGGAUUAAAUUGAAAUUUUGUUCGUCACUGGCCUACACACAAUACCCCAUAAUGUCGAAGUAGGAAUUAUGUUUUUUGAAUUUUUUACAAAUUAAUUAAAAAUGAAAAGCUGUAAUGUCUUCAGUCAAUAAGUAUUCAACCCCUUUGUUAUGGCAAGCCUAAAUAAGUUCAGGAGGAAAAAUGUGCUUAAGAAGUCACAUAAAUUGCAUGGACUCAAUUUGUGUGCAAUAAUAGUGUUUAACAUGAUUUUUGAAUGACUACCUCAUCUCUGUACCCCACACAUACAGUUAUCUGUAAGGUUCCUCAAUCGAGCAGUGAAUUUCAAACACAGAUUCUACUACAAAGACCAGGGAUGUUUUCCAAUGCCUCGCAAAGAAGGGCACCUAUUAGUUGAUGGGUAAAAAAAAAAGCAGACAUUGAAUAUCCCCUUUGAGCAUGGUGAAGUUAUUAAUUACACUUUGGAUAAUGUAUCAAUACACCCAGUCUCUACAAUGAUACAGGCAUCCUUCCUAACUCAGUUGCCGGAGAGAAAGGAAACCGCUCAGGGAUUUCACCAUGAGGCCAAUGGUGACUUUAAAAUAGUUCGAAAUUAAUGUCUGUGAUAGGAGAAAACUGAGGAUGGAUCAACAACAUUGUAGUUAUGCCACAAUACUAACCUAGUUGACAGAGUGAAAAGAAGGAAGCUUGUACGAAAUAUAAAAUAUUCCAAAACAUGCAUUCUGUUUGCAACAAGCCAGUUAAGUAAUACUGCAAAAAAUGUAGCAAAGCAAUGAACUUUUUGUCCAAAAUACAAAGUGAUAUGUUUGGGUCAAAUCCAAUACAACACAUUACUGAGUACCACUCUCCAUAUUUUCAAGUGUAGUGGUGGCUGCAUCAUGUUAUGUGUAUGCUUGUAAUCGUUUAGGAAUGGAACUAAGCACAGGCAAAAUCCUAGAGAAAAACAUGGUCAGUCUGCUUUCCACCAGACACUUGGAGAUUAAUUCACUUUUCAGCAGGACAAUAAUCUAAAACACAAGGCCAAAUCUACACUGGAGUUAUUACCAAGAGGACAGUGAAUGUUCCUGAGUGUCCAAGUUACAGUUAUAUGGCAAGACCUGAAAAUGGUUGUUUAGCAAUUAUCAAUAACCAAUUUGACAGAGCUUGAAGAAUUUUGAAAAUAAUAAUUGGCAAGUGUUGCACAAUCCAGGUGUGGAAAGUUCUUAGAGACUUACCCAGAAAGACACAAAGCUGUAAUGGCUGCCAACGGUGCUUCUACAAAGUAUUGACUUGAGUGUGAAUACUUAUGAAAUGUGAUAUUUCUGUAUUUGAUUUUCAAUUAAUUCGCAUCCAUUUUGAAUUCAGGCUGUAACACAACAAAAUCUGGAAUAAGUCAAGGAGUAUGAAUACUUUCUGAAAGCACUGUAUGUAUUUCCAGAUAAACGCACUGCUUCAAGAGCUUCCAAAGGAUCACAUUGGAAAGCCAGUACUGAAUAACUCUCUCGACAGUGAACAGUGGGUAAGCAGACUGCAUUCAGAAUGUCACCCAUUUUUGUGGAGGCAAAGUGUAUAAUUCCUGCUAAGGCAUGAGGGGAUGCCAAGUGUGCAUUGAAUAUGGGCCUUGUCUCCACAGGAGAGGCUGGAGCAGAUCAACACGGUCCUGUCCUCAGAGUAUGAGUGUCGACGGAGGAUGCUGAUCAAACGUCUCGACGUCACUGUGCAGUCUUUCGGCUGGUCAGACAGAGCUAAGGCAGGUGGAGUCCUUGGGUGCAUCUUGAUAGUCUCAACUUUAAAGUGUCCCCUUUCACUCAGUCACUGGCGUCAUCAAUAAGUGCAUCGAUGACGUCAUCCCCACAGUGACUAUACCCCAACCAGAAGCCAUGGAUUAUAGGCAACAUCCGCACUGAGCUAAAGGGUAGAGCUGACACUUUCAAGGAGCGGGACACUAACCCGGAAGCUUAUAAGAAAUCCCGCUUGCAAACUAUUACAGACUACAAAUGGAAGCACAGCCGCGAGCUGCCCAGUGACACGAGCCUUCCAGAUGAGCUAAAUUACUUCUAUGCUCGCUUCGAGGCAAGUAACACUGAAACAUGCAUGAGAGCAUCAGCUGUUCCGGACGACUGUGUGAUCACGCUCUCCGUAGCUGAUGUACAACCUUUAAACAGAUCAACAUUCACAAGGCCGCAGGGCCAGACGGAUUACCAGGACGUGUACUCCGAGCAUGCACUAACCAACUGGCAAGUGUCUUCACUGACAUUUUCAACCUCUCCCUGUCUGAGGCUGUAAUACCAACAUGUUUCAAGCAGACCACCAUAGUCCCUGUGCCCAAGAACACUAAAGUAACCUGCCAAAAUUACUACCGACCCGUAGCACUCACGUCUGUAGCCAUGAAGUGCUUUGAAAGAAUGGUCAUGGCUCACAUCAACACCAUUAUCCCAGAAACCCUAGACCCACUCCAAUUUGCAUAUCGCCCCAAAAGAUCCACAGUUGAUGCAAUCUCUAUUGCGCUCCACACUGCCCUUUCACACCUGGACAAAAGGAACACCUAUGUGAGAAUGCUAUUAAUUGACUACAGCUCAGCGUUCAACACCAUAGUGCCCUCAAAGCUCAUCACUAAGCUAAGGACCCUGAGACUAAACACCUCCCUCUGCAACUGGAUCCUGGACUUCCUGACGGGCCGCCCCCAGGUGGUAAGGGUAGGUAACAACACAUCUGCCACGCUGAUCCUCAACACGGGGGCCCCUCAGGGGUGCGUGCUCUGUCCCCUCCAGUACUCCCUGCUCACCCAUGUCUGCAUGGCCAGGCACGACUCCAACACCAUCAUUAAGUUUGCCAAUGACACAACAGUGGUAGGCCUGAUCACCAACAACGACGAGACAGCCUAUAGGGAGGAGGUUAGAGACCUGGCCGUGUGGUGCCAGGACAACAACCUCUCCCUCAACGUGAUUAAGACAAAGCAGAUGAUUGUGGACUACAGGAAAAAGAAGAGAACCGACCAUGCCCCCAUUCUCAUCGACGGGGCUGUAGUGGAGAAGGUUGAGAGCUCCUGGGUUUCCACAUCACCAACGAACUAACAUGGUCCAAGCACACCAAGACAGUCGUGAAGAGGGCACGACAAAACCUAUUCCCCCUAAGGAGACUGAAAAGAUUUGGCAUGGGUCCUCAGAUCCUCAAAAGGUUCUACAGCUGCACCAUCGAGAGCAUCCUGACUGGUUGCAUCACUGCCUGGUAUGGCAACUGCUCGGCCUCCGACCGCAAGGCACUACAGAGGGUAGUGCGUACAACCCAGUACAUCACUGGGGCCAAGCUUCCUGCCAUCCAGGACCUCUAUACCAGGCGGUGUCAGAGGAAGACCCUAAAAAUUGUCAGACUCCAGCCACCCUAGUCAUAGACUGUUCUCUAUGCUACCACGCGGUACCGGAGCGCCAAGUCUAGGUCCAAGAGGCUUCUAAACAGCUUCUACCCCCAAGCCAUAAGACUCCUGAACAUCUAAUCAAAUGGCUUCCCAGACUAUUUGCAUUGCCCCCCCACCACUCUUUUACGCUGCUGCUACUCUCUGUUUAUUAUCUAUGCAUAUUCAGUUUAAUAACUCUACCUACAUGUACAUAUUACCCCAAUUACCUCGACUAACCGGUGCCCCCGCACAUUGACUCGGUACCGGUACCCCCUGUAUAUAGCCUCGCUAUUGUUAUUUUUACUGCUGCUCUUUAAUUAUUUGUUACUUUUAUUUCGUAUUAUUUUAUAUUGUAUUUUUGUGUGAUUUUUUGUUGUUGUUUGUAUUCUUUCUUAAAACUCCAUUGUUGGUUAAGGGCUUGUAAGUAAGCAUUUCACUGUAAGGUCUACCUACACCUGUUGUAUUCGGCGCAUGUGACAAAUAAAAUGUGAUUUGAUUCCUCAUCAGGGCACAGUGCUACCGUCCUUAAUCGGCAGGCUACACCCUUUGCUUUUUCUAUGCAGAAUCUCAUUGUGCAUGUCAUAUGCUCAACAAACUGUCUUGUCUGUCUGUUAGGAGAGAGUUGACAGCAUGGCCAGGGCCUACCAGCCUAAGAGACACUCCCUGGCCCAGUGUUCAUCUGUAGGCAUGGCUCACCUGUUGGCAGCCAGGGAGGACAUAUGCAACGUGGUGAAGACCAGCAGUGGCUCCAGCAGAGAGAAUACUGCCUGUGCUGUCAAUAAGGUACUGUAGCCUUCCAGACUGUGUAAUGUGACCCAAGGUACAUUGUGUCCAAAUGUCUGAGUGUACAAAAGUCUUGAGUCCUUAGGCCAAGUACCGGUGUAAAACCCAGCAGUGGAAUCGCACUAAUGUUGAGUUUCCAUCUUAGAUUUACCCCAGUGUUUUACCCAAAAGGCUCAGACUUUUCUGUUUCCAUCUAUGCGGGCUAGCACCCGUGUCUCACUGGACCAUGGCUCUGGUGGACCUGCUCUGACUUGGGGCCAAAGCCAAGCCACUGGUACUUUUCAGCUCGCAUUUACAUAACAAUGGCUACCUGUGAACCUUAAUACCUCACAAAGCAACUGUCUUGAUGGUGCAGAAGUUGUUGAUUCUGCUUGCCCCAAGUAUUUAGUGUCACACUCCUGAUGGAAACACAGUUAUACUAGAGCUAGCAUUAACAUAAAACACUGGGGUGGGGUAAUUCUUAGGUGGAAGUGCAGCAUAACUGACUAAAUUAAAAUGUUCUAUGGUCCCCAUCCAUUGUCCUGUCAUUGACCUACCAUUGUAUUUAUCUUCUAUAGAUCCUGAUGGGGAGGGUGCCAGAUCGAGGUGGCCGGCCCUCUGAGAUAGAUGCCCCCCUCCCUGAGAUGCCAACCUGGCAGAAGAGACAAGACGGCGGAGGGGGUUGGGGUGGUGGUCGGGGAGGUGGUGGUGGUGGUCGGGGAGGUGGUGGUGGUGGUCGGGGAGGUGGUGGUGGUGGUGGUUGGGGAGGUGGUCGAGGAGGUGGUGGUGGUAGUUGGGGAGAUGGUGGUUGGGGAGGAGGGGGUAAGGGUGGCUGGCGAGGUGGUGGAACUGGUUGGGGUCAUGGAGGAAAGAGAGGACGUUAUCAAUACUAA